AUGGCGACUAACGAGAUCAAUCCCGAGAACGUCUCAGUCGCUUCAAUGACGGUCGCAAGCGGCCCACAUAUUCACACACCUCUAGAGCUAUUCCAGAUCCUCGUCGGCAUCCACACGCCACGUUCGCUGACCCAAGAUGUUUGCGACACCGAAGCAAACCGUGCAAGAAAUUCCCAUGCGCAGCCACUCUACGUCCGUUCCCACCGCGGCAAUGUCGGGUUAUAUCACAGAGCCAAAGAUGAAGAGCGACGAAGUAGAAUCGCAUAUAUCCUCACGAGCUACAUUUCGAAUUUCCUCUUCAUGCUCCAGAUCCUGCUCGCCGCGACUUUUACAGCACUUUCUGCGUACAAGGACUCGAAUGCUGUGACGCUGACGGUCCUUGGAGCGCUUAAUACGGUCGUGGCUGGUUCUCUCGCAUGGCAGAAAGGCCAAGGUGUGCCGCAGCGCUAUCGAAAAGCCAUGGACCAGUAUCAAGCCCUGUUACUCGAAAUUGAAAUGACCGAGCGAUCGUUCGUCGAUAUGGACAGCAGUAACAAUUCUGCCGGCGCACUGGAUCCGAUAGUCGAGAUGGCUCGAUUGCAGAAGCUGUUUGAUACUGCAAAGGCCGAUCAGCAGGCCAAUUACCCUGAUCUUUAUGUCAGUACUAGUGCUGCUGCUAGUCAUGAGACGAAGGAUCUUGCUCAACAGUUGGAGGAUGUCAAAGCUGCUGCUACAAAGACUCAGGCGGAUAUAGUAAAGAGGUUGGAGGGGUUGAUGGAGAGAUUGGAAGCUAAGGGUGACCCAGGAAUAAACGACCGUGAGGCAAAGGUUGAGAAAGCUGUUCAGGAGGUUUUGAAGAUUUGA
Messenger RNA from Pseudocercospora fijiensis CIRAD86, 843 nucleotides. RefSeq lists its product as uncharacterized. NCBI's taxonomy places the organism in Eukaryota, Fungi, Ascomycota, Dothideomycetes, Mycosphaerellales, Mycosphaerellaceae. The coding region runs from base 1 to 843 and encodes 280 amino acids. The transcript is spliced from 2 exons. The record is from RefSeq and is a predicted model, not a curated record.